CCCUAAUCGUAGAUUCUCCCCCAGAAGUGCAGUCUGUCCACGGACCGCCCGAUCCGAAGCUCAUAGCCAAAGGAAUAGGGAGGAUUGGAGUGGAGGUCUCACUCUGACAAACAAGGAGUAAAAAGACCAGAGUGAGUGAGACAGAGAGAUGGAGCAGCAACACGAAGAGCAAGAGCACGAAGUUUACGGAGGAGAGAUCCCCGACGAGGGUGAGAUGGACGCCGACGUGGAGAUGUCUUCUAGGGUUGAAGAUGAGGAUCUUCAAGACCCCAACUCCAAGGAGUUGGAGGACAUGAAGAAAAGGCUUAAGGAAAUCGAAGAAGAAGCCGGCGCUCUUCGCGAAAUGCAGGCCAAGGUCGAGAAGGAGAUGGGCGCUGUUCAAGAUUCAUCCGGCACUUCUGCAACUCUGGCUGAAAAGGAGGAAGUGGAUGCUCGAUCCAUUUAUGUUGGUAAUGUUGACUAUGCAUGUACUCCUGAAGAAGUCCAGCAGCACUUUCAAUCUUGUGGAACAGUAAACAGAGUGACGAUUUUGACCGACAAGUUUGGGCAACCAAAAGGAUUUGCUUAUGUUGAGUUUGUCGAAAUUGAUGCUAUUCAGAAUGCUCUCCUGUUAAAUGAAUCUGAAUUGCAUGGUCGUCAAUUGAAGGUCUCUGCUAAGCGAACAAACAUUCCUGGAAUGAAACAAUAUCGAGGAAGGCGACCUAACCCAUAUUUAGGUUUUCCAUCCCGAAGGCCUUUCAUGCCUGUCUAUCCUUCAUAUGGUUAUGGGAGGAUUCCAAGGUUCAGACGACCCAUGCGGUACAGGCCAUAUUAAUUGCCGAAUCCAUUGCUUUACUGGGUUCCGCGAUUUGAGAAAACCGUUACCUUAUGUUGUAUAAUGGACAUGGUUAAUGUGAUUUUUCCUCCAAAAUUUGAUCUUGUAGUGGUAUAUUUGUCAUUUCAUGCAUUUACCUGCUAUCUAUGGAAGGGAUGGGAUAAAAGGGCAAAUAUUUAUUGUAGUGAAAAUUAUCUUUAGGCCUCCAUAAGUUCCUCUGCCAGAUUUGUAAUUUUCCGUUCAGUUUGGAUGAUCUCAGAUAUUUGAGAAAUUCAAAUUAACCACAUAUUUGCUUUGAA
Messenger RNA from Alnus glutinosa, 1113 nucleotides. Its product is annotated as polyadenylate-binding protein 1. The transcript has 6 exons. The coding region runs from base 149 to 814 and encodes 221 amino acids. The record is from RefSeq and is a predicted model, not a curated record. Gene Ontology annotation, molecular function: RNA binding. Lineage: Eukaryota; Viridiplantae; Streptophyta; Magnoliopsida; Fagales; Betulaceae.